GCGACACUGUUGUUUGUUGACAAACGUCAAAUUUCUCGCGUUUUGUUGAUAUUUACCAUAAAAAACCGCAAUAUAAUCGAAAAUACCGAAUAAUUCUAGUGAGAUAAGCCCAAGUAACUUGUAGAACAACGUUUUAACAUGGUUUUAAGUCAAAAUAAACCCCCAAACAGAAGAAUUAAGUAAAACAAAAAAACAUAACCUCAAAAUUCUUAUAGGAUAUUAAAAUGGGGAUAGAUUUUGAUAUUUUGGAGCAUUGCAGGAAAGCAAGGGCGGAUCACGGGCCGCCCUACACCUGCCCUGUGGAAAAAUGUGGUAGGAACUAUAAAUCAGUAUGCGGUUUGCAAUAUCACUUAAAAAGUUACGAUCAUGACAACCCGACACCUCUACCACCAUCAACACCUAACACACCAAAAAAUAAAAAAGGGAGGUCAAGAAUAUCAACGGCCAAAAUACCGGCUACACCAAAUGUUCCUGAACCUCUAACUUUUGAUGAGGCACAGAAAAUGGUACAGUUUGAGGUAAAUAAUAUUCCACUAAGAUGGAAUAUUAAUGACUGCAUUGAAAUUGUACCUAGAGAAGAUUUUUCUGAUGAAGAUAAUCAUGAGGUCAAAGUUGAAGCACCAAGUGAACCCAUACCAUGUUUACCAACCGCUAGCUACAAAAUAAUGGAGGAUUACAAUAUAUGCGACGCGCCAGCCAGACCAAAUGCUUAUAUAAGGUUUAUAGAAAAAAGUACUGAAGAAUUAGAUGGGGAGGUCGAGUACGACUUGGACGAGGAAGACACAGCCUGGUUGUCGAUAAUGAACGAAAAACGGGAAUCUACCGGUCUGGCCUCCGUGUCCGUAGAUUCUUUGGAGUUGCUUAUGGACCGGCUGGAGAAAGAAUCGUACUUUCAAGCGAGCGUGAACGGACACACCGGCGCAGUCGUGGACGAUGACGCCGUGUGUUGCAUCUGCAUGGACGGCGAAUGCCAGAACACGAACGUCAUCUUGUUUUGCGACAUGUGCAACCUGGCCGUGCACCAGGAUUGCUACGGGGUGCCUUAUAUACCUGAGGGGCAGUGGUUAUGUAGGAGAUGUUUGCAAUCGCCCAGCAGGGCCGUAGAUUGCGUUCUGUGCCCCAAUCAAGGCGGCGCUUUCAAGCAAACCGACCGAAGUCAGUGGGCGCACGUGGUGUGCGCCCUCUGGAUACCGGAAGUGCGUUUCGCCAACACAGUCUUUCUAGAACCCAUAGACUCGAUAGAGACGAUACCGGCCGCCAGAUGGAAGCUCACGUGCUACGUGUGCAAGCAGAAAGGGGUGGGGGCGUGCAUACAGUGCCACAAGACCAACUGCUACUCGGCUUUCCACGUGACUUGCGCGCAGCAGGCCGGGCUGUACAUGAAGAUGGACACGGUCAAGGACGGCGGCGACACGCAGCCGGUGCUGGUGCAGAAGAUCGCCUACUGCGACGCGCACGCGCCCGCCGAAAGCAAAGGAGAGUCUAAAAAAGAGGAUCCGCGACAAAAAAUGCAGAAGGUCCGCAAAAUGUUGGCGAAAAAACGCACCUCCGCACCGGUGAUACUAAUACCGACCAUACCGCCGGAAAGAAUCCAGGAAAUCGGUUCCCUGGUGACCAUAACGAAAAAAUCCCAGUUCAUACAGAGACUCAUAGCCUACUGGACGCUGAAAAGGCAGUUCAGAAACGGGGUGCCUCUGCUAAGGAGGCUGCAGAGCGCGCAGGGAGGAACAAGGGAUUCGAACACUAGCAACGUGGAUACUUUGGAGCUGUGUAGACAGCUGAAGUACUGGCAGUGUCUAAGGCAAGACCUCGAAAGAGCAAGACUUUUGUGCGAACUGGUGCGCAAACGGGAAAAAAUGAAGCUGGAAUACACUAAAGUGUCCGAAAAGUGCAUGAAAAUCAAGCUGAAACCUUUGGAGGCCAGCCUCAAAAACGUUUUGGAUCUGGUCGCUUCCAAAGACUCCAACGAGAUAUUCAGCGAACCCGUGGAUUUGGAAGAGGUUCCGGACUACACCACUGUGGUGACAGACCCCAUGGACCUUAGCACCAUGUACAAAAAACUCGACCAGGGCCUUUACCCCGAUCUCCUUUCCAUCGAGAAAGAUUUCAACCUCAUGAUCGCCAACUGUCUGGCCUACAACAACAAAGAUACUGUUUUCUACAGGGCGGGAGUGAAGAUGAGAGAUCAAUGUGCCGUGGUUUUCAGACAGGCUAAAAGGGAUCUGCAGUCUGCGGGGUUGAUGGAGGUGGAGGUGGCAGAGGGGGGUAAGGGGAAGGUUGCCCCCGCCGAAGAUUGCAUCGCCGGGGAUAUCGAUAAGAAAUUGGAGCUUUUACAGGGCAAAACCGGUCCAGAUAUUAUCACUCAAUUAGAAGACCUGCUUUCCAAAAGCCACGCCUUAAAACACAGCCAAGCCAGAAUGAAAAGGGUGAAAUUAAUACGGAGCGAGUUAAACAAAGCUAAGAAGGCUUUGGCAACCACAGAAGAGUCCCAAUCAGACCGGGAGGUGGAAGUCGACCACAAAAUAGACUCCCCGAACCCAAACGCGUCACCUUCCGGUGUUAAUAGAAGAAACGCGGUUCUUUUUACGAGAAAAGCUCAGGCGGCUUUGAAAAAACCGGAAGUCGGUGGUGGGGAAGAGAAACAAGAAAAAACUACUUUUUCUUUUUCUCCGAUUAAAAGCAAGAAAAAAGGUAAAAAAAAUCGCGGCUCGUCUCAAUCGCCUUCGAAAACCGAGGAAGCGACCGCGAAAGAUCCGAACGUUCCCGACAGCUUCCGAGUGUACAGAGCCGGCAACGUCGCAUCGGCUGACGAGGAUAGCGACAGCGGCACCUCUCUGUCCACUUGUUACUCGCACGAAACGUCCGAAGUUGAAUCGGACGAGGAAGAAGAAGAAGAGGAAGGUGGCGAGGGGAGUAAUGCAUCGGAAAGCGACGAGGAGGCAACCAGAGGUGGGGAUGGAGGGGGGGAAAAGGUCGACCUGAAACCUUUGACCUUGGUUUGGGCCAAGUGCCGCGGGUACCCUUGGUACCCGGCUUUGAUUAUUGACCCGGAGAUGCCAAAAGGUUAUGUCCACCAAGGGGUCCCUAUGCCAUCCCCUCCAGCGGAAGUCAUGGCUUUGUCCUCCAAAUUUUCCGAACACGUGUAUUUAGUGUUAUUUUUUGACGUUAAAAGAACAUGGCAAUGGCUUCCAGCAGACAAGCUUGAAUUGCUUGGGUUAGAUACAGAAAAGGAUCUAUCAAAGGUAAACGAACCAAGAAAACCCACCGAUAGAAAGGCGGUUAAAAAGGCUUACGAAAACGCUUUACAAUAUCAAUCUCAAAUAAAUGAACCACCAGGCCCAGACGCUAUUGCCUGACAAUUCUCAUUUUUUUAAUUUAAUUUAACUUAUUUUAAUCAACUUUUUUAUAUACAAAAAUGUUUCCCCAUUCCAUAAUAUUAACCUUUUUAUUUAAUUGAAUUUUACAAAAGUUAUUGUCAUAUAUAAUAUAUGUAGUAAAGUAAUUUUAAGUUUUAACUUUAACAUCAUUUUGGAAUUGAUUGUAUUGCAUUGUAAUUGUUAAGAAUUUUAUUGUAACGUGCAUUGUUAAUAAUAA
Molecule: messenger RNA, 3594 nt
Organism: Brassicogethes aeneus
Lineage: Eukaryota; Metazoa; Arthropoda; Insecta; Coleoptera; Nitidulidae
Source: the annotation of a GenBank genome assembly